AUGAGAUGUGCUUUUGGAAAGGCACAGCCUAGAAAACCUGACAACAGUUGUCCCUCUGGAUCACACAGCUGCCACCGCUGCCACGGUGGUCCCUCCCCCUUGCCCGGUCAGCACGGAGGAAGGAGCCAUGGCAGGGGCCCGAGUAGGUCUCAGGAGAUCCUUCUAGGACCUUUGGAUCCUUGGAGUUGUUCUGGUACUACCAGAGGGAGGCAUAAAAACAACCUGAGUGCUGGCACUGCUAGGUGGACUGAGAAAGUGGGAAACAUGCUAAAUCCCUCUGUCUCCAGUCCUUCAUUGGUACUGGUGGGCCAAGGUGCCAUCAACACUGAAACUGCAGACAAGAACAGGAACACUAACACCAAGAGCAACAACAGUAGAGCCCCCAGUAACAGUUGGCACCAUCAUUCGGUGCAGCAAAGUGUUGUGCUUUUGGCAGUCGGUGUCUUCCUAGCCCUGGUCCUCAACUUGCUUCAGAUACAGAGGAAUGUCACCCUUUUCCCAGAAGAAGUUAUUGCCACAAUCUUUUCCUCUGCCUGGUGGGUUCCUCCAUGCUGUGGAACAGCAGCUGCUGUUGUUGGCUUGCUCUAUCCCUGUAUUGACAGUCACCUUGGAGAACCUCACAAGUUUAAGAGAGAGUGGGCCAGUGUAAUGUGCUACAUAGCAGUUUUUGUUGGUAUUAACCAUGCAAGUGCUAAACUGGAUUUUGCCAAUAAUGUUCAGCUAUCAUUGACUUUAGCAGCUCUGUCUUUGGGCCUUUGGUGGACUUUUGAUCGUUCAAGAAGUGGCCUUGGCCUUGGAAUUACAAUAGCAUUUCUAGCCACUCUGAUCACGCAGUUUCUUGUAUAUAAUGGUGUUUAUCAGUAUACAUCUCCUGAUUUUCUUUAUAUCUGUUCUUGGCUACCAUCUAUUUUUUUCUCAGGAGGUGUGACAGUAGGAAACAUAGGACGACAACUGGCUAUGGGUAUUCCUGAAAAACCACAUAGUGACUAAAGUCUUCAGACUCACAAAUGCCAAUAUCAAAGCAAAGUUGGGAAGAAAACCUGUGAUACUGGAUUGUGAUUGAAGAUUUGUUUUUUACCCUGAAGAAUCUAUUUAGAUUGGG
Dromiciops gliroides (monito del monte) is the source of this 1102-nucleotide messenger RNA. Its product is annotated as insulin-induced gene 1 protein-like. The transcript is spliced from 2 exons. The coding region runs from base 1 to 990 and encodes 329 amino acids. Gene Ontology annotation, cellular component: endoplasmic reticulum; SREBP-SCAP-Insig complex. The record is from RefSeq and is a predicted model, not a curated record. Lineage: Eukaryota; Metazoa; Chordata; Mammalia; Microbiotheria; Microbiotheriidae. Gene Ontology annotation, biological process: SREBP signaling pathway; SREBP-SCAP complex retention in endoplasmic reticulum; cellular response to insulin stimulus.